GCUCGUGCUCGCGCCGGUGCGUUGCAGCCCGGGCCGCGCCCCUGCCCGGCUGCGUCGCGUUCCUAGCCCUGCCGAUGCUGGUAGUCUGGCCGAGGGGAGCGACGUAGCCGCGCCCCCCCACCUCCCCCCACCCCAGUCCCGGCCCCCGCCCAGACGCGAGCCGGGCUGGUCAUGGCGGACCGCGGGUGCCCGCUGGAGGCGGCGCCGUUGCCCGCAGAGGUGCGGGAGAGCCUGGCUGAGCUGGAGCUGGAGCUGUCGGAAGGUGACAUCACUCAAAAAGGAUAUGAAAAGAAAAGGGCAAAGCUGCUUGCACGUUAUAUACCACUUAUUCAAGGAAUAGACUCGUCUCUGCAAGCAGAAAAUAGAAUCCCCAGGACCUCACAAACCACUGCCGUUGUGCCCAAACAGAAGUCUCGGCCCACCAACUCGCGGGACGAGCGUUUCCGGUCAGAUGUUCACACUGAAGCCGUUCAAGCAGCUUUGGCCAAAUACAAAGAGAGGAAGAUGCCUAUGCCUUCAAAAAGGCGUUCUGUUCUUGUGCAUUCAUCUGUGGAAACCUACACCCCUCCAGACACGUCGUCUGCCUCAGAAGAUGAGGGCUCUUUACGACGACCCGGGCGACUCACCUCCACUCCGCUCCAGAGCCAUUCCAGCGUCGAGCCCUGGCUCGACCGGGUCAUUCAGGGCUCGUCCACCUCAUCCUCUGCAUCCUCCACCUCAUCUCACCGGGGAGGGAGACCCGCUGCUGCUCCCAGUGCUGCUGCCACUCCAGGGGCUGCUGCUGCCACUGCACUUGCAGGCCUUGCGGCCCACGCCCACAUAGAUCUGCAUUCUGCCCCUCCUGAUGUCACCACAGGCCUCGUGGAGCAUUCGUACUAUGAGCGUCCACAGGUGGCUUCUGUGAGAGGUGUUCCUCGGGAGUACAGCAGGAGUAUCCUGGAAACAGCAGACGGUGUCCCUGUGAAUAGCAGAGUGUCCUCCAAAAUCCAGCAGCUUCUAAACACCCUGAAGAGGCCAAAACGCCCUCCACUGAAGGAGUUUUUUGUGGAUGAUUUUGAGGAAUUGUUAGAAGUUCAGCAACCAGAUCCAAACCAGCCGAAGCCCGAGGGAAACCAGACGGGAGUGCUGAAGGGGGAACCUCUGGCUCCAGGACCUCCCCGGCCUUUGUCACUGCUGGCCACCUUACAGCUCUGGGGUACAACACAGCCCAAAGCUCCCUGCGUGACUGCCUUGGAUACAACUGGAAAGGCCACCUACACCCUUACCUAUGGCAAACUUUGGAGUCGGAGUUUAAAACUAGCUUAUACUCUACUUAAUAAAUUGACUAGUAAGAAUGAACCACUACUUAAACCUGGAGACAGAGUGGCGCUUGUGUUUCCAAACAGUGACCCUGUGAUGUUCAUGGUUGCAUUUUAUGGGAGUCUCCUAGCAGAGCUGGUUCCUGUACCCAUAGAAGUGCCAUUAACAAGAAAGGAUGCAGGCAGCCAGCAGAUUGGGUUUCUGCUGGGCAGCUGUGGAGUUUCCCUGGCCUUGACCACAGAUGCUUGUCAGAAAGGCCUGCCCAAGGCACCAACAGGAGAGGUGGCAACUUUCAAAGGUUGGCCCCCACUCUCCUGGCUGGUGAUUGAUGGGAAGCAUCUUGCCAAGCCCCCCAAGGACUGGCACCCUCUAACCCAGGAUGCAGGAUCCGGGACUGCCUACAUUGAGUAUAAAACCAGCAAAGAAGGCAGCACAGUGGGAGUCACAGUGUCCCAUGCGUCCCUGCUGGCACAGUGCCAAGCCCUGACCCAGGCAUGUGGGUACUCAGAAGCUGAAACAUUAACAAAUGUGCUGGAUUUCAAAAGGGAUGCUGGUCUGUGGCAUGGAGUGUUAACAAGUGUCAUGAACAGGAUGCAUGUGGUCAGCAUCCCCUAUGCACUGAUGAAAGUUAACCCGCUCUCCUGGAUUCAGAAAGUGUGUUCCUAUAAAGCCCGGGCUGCACUAGUGAAGUCCCGAGACAUGCACUGGUCUCUCCUAGCUCAGCGGGGUCAGAGGGACAUCAGCCUCAGCUCACUGCGCAUGUUGAUUGUGGCCGAUGGUGCUAACCCAUGGUCAAUCUCCUCCUGUGAUGCCUUCAUUAACGUCUUCCAGUCCAGAGGUCUGAGGCCAGAGGUCAUCUGUCCUUGUGCCAGUUCUCCUGAGGCACUCACAGUUGCCAUUCGCAGGCCACCUGAUCUGGGAGGACCUCCUCCAAGAAAAGCUGUCCUAUCAAUGAACGGUCUAAGUCACGGGGUGAUCAGAGUUGACACGGAAGAAAAGCUGUCAGUUCUUACUGUCCAGGAUGUUGGUCAGGUGAUGCCUGGAGCUGAUGUGUGUGUCGUGAAGGUGGAAGGUACCCCUUAUCUUUGUAAGACUGAUGAAGUUGGAGAAAUAUGUGUCAAUUCCAAUGCAACUGGAACAGCAUACUAUGGAUUACUUGGCAUCACAAAGAAUGUGUUUGAGACUGUUCCAGUUACUGCAGGAGGAGCACCUAUCUCUGACAGGCCUUUCACCAGGACGGGCCUGCUGGGCUUCAUUGGACCUGACAACCUGGUCUUCAUUGUGGGGAAGCUGGAUGGGCUGAUGGUCGUGGGAAUUCGCAGACACAAUGCAGAUGACGUUGUGGCCACCGCGCUGGCUGUGGAGCCCAUGAAGUUUGUCUACAGAGGCAGAAUUGCUGUGUUUUCUGUGACUGUGCUGCAUGAUGACCGCAUUGUCUUGGUGGCUGAGCAGCGGCCUGAUGCCUCGGAGGAGGACAGCUUCCAGUGGAUGAGCCGCGUGCUGCAGGCCAUCGACAGCAUCCACCAGGUAGGCGUGUAUUGUCUGGCCCUGGUUCCUGCCAAUACCUUGCCCAAGGCUCCUCUCGGAGGGAUUCAUAUUUCUGAAACCAAACAGCGCUUUCUGGAAGGGACACUGCACCCCUGUAAUGUCCUGAUGUGUCCUCACACUUGUGUUACCAACCUUCCCAAGCCUCGUCAGAAACAACCAGAGGUUGGACCAGCCUCAAUGAUCGUGGGGAACCUGGUUGCUGGGAAGAGAAUUGCACAGGCCUCUGGGAGAGAGCUGGCCCACCUGGAGGAUAGUGACCAGGCUCGGAAGUUCCUGUUCCUUGCCGAUGUGCUGCAGUGGCGAGCCCACACCACUCCUGACCACCCACUGUUUCUGCUGCUGAAUGCCAAGGGCACAGUCACAAGCACUGCAACUUGUGUCCAGCUGCACAAAAGGGCUGAGAGAGUAGCUGCAGCUUUGAUGGAGAAGGGAAGACUGAAUGUUGGGGACCAUGUGGCUCUGGUCUACCCCCCAGGGGUGGACCUAAUUGCCGCGUUCUAUGGUUGCCUAUACUGCGGCUGCGUGCCCGUCACUGUGCGGCCCCCACACCCCCAGAACCUUGGCACCACGCUCCCCACCGUCAAGAUGAUUGUGGAGGUUAGCAAGUCUGCCUGCGUCCUCACCACGCAGGCUGUCACGCGGCUGCUCAGAUCCAAAGAAGCUGCUACUGCCGUGGACAUCCGGACCUGGCCAACCAUACUAGAUACAGAUGACAUCCCGAAAAAGAAGGUAGCCAGCAUUUUCAGACCCGCCUCCCCAGAUGUGCUGGCGUACUUGGACUUCAGUGUGUCGACCACUGGGAUAUUAGCGGGAGUGAAGAUGUCGCAUGCAGCCACGAGUGCCUUGUGCCGCUCCAUAAAGCUACAGUGUGAACUGUACCCCUCCCGGCAGAUCGCCAUCUGCCUCGACCCCUAUUGUGGCCUGGGCUUUGCCCUGUGGUGUCUGUGCAGUGUCUACUCAGGACACCAGUCAGUGUUGGUGCCCCCAUUGGAACUGGAGAGCAACGUGUCCCUGUGGCUGUCAGCCGUCAGCCAGUACAAGGCACGUGUCACCUUCUGCUCUUACUCUGUGAUGGAGAUGUGCACCAAGGGCCUGGGCACGCAGACAGGCAUCCUCAGGAUGAAGGGGGUAAACCUGUCAUGUGUGCGCACGUGCAUGGUGGUUGCUGAGGAGAGACCCAGGAUUGCGCUGACUCAGUCCUUCUCCAAGCUGUUCAAGGACCUGGGCCUGCCUGCCCGCGCCGUGAGCACCACAUUUGGUUGCAGGGUCAACGUGGCCAUCUGCCUUCAGGGCACGGCUGGCCCAGACCCCACAACUGUCUACGUGGACAUGCGAGCGCUGCGCCAUGACAGGGUGCGUUUGGUAGAACGAGGUUCUCCACACAGUCUGCCAUUAAUGGAAUCUGGAAAGAUCCUUCCUGGAGUGAAGGUCAUCAUCGCACAUACCAAGACCAAAGGACCCCUUGGAGACUCACACCUGGGCGAGAUCUGGGUGAGCAGCCCCCACAAUGCCACUGGGUAUUACACGGUCUAUGGGGAGGAGGCACUUCAUGCUGACCACUUCAGUGCCCGACUGAGUUUUGGAGACACCCAGACCAUCUGGGCAAGGACUGGCUACCUUGGCUUCCUUCGAAGAACAGAGCUCACCGAUGCCAGUGGAGGGCGGCAUGAUGCACUAUAUGUUGUUGGGUCUCUGGACGAAACACUCGAGCUGAGAGGCAUGCGGUACCACCCCAUUGACAUUGAGACAUCUGUGAUCCGAGCACAUAGGAGCAUCGCUGAGUGUGCUGUGUUCACCUGGACCAACCUGCUAGUUGUCGUGGUGGAGCUGGAUGGGCUGGAGCAGGAUGCGCUGGACCUGGUGGCCUUGGUGACCAAUGUGGUACUGGAGGAACACUACCUGGUUGUGGGCGUGGUGGUCAUUGUGGACCCAGGUGUGAUCCCCAUCAACUCUCGGGGUGAAAAGCAGCGCAUGCAUCUACGGGAUGGCUUCCUGGCUGACCAGCUGGAUCCAAUCUAUGUGGCCUACAACAUGUGAACUCAGCACACCAGCCUCAGAUGCCAGCGAUGGGAGACCUGAUCAGUCCAAGGUGUGACAUGGGAAGACACCAUGGAGUCUCCCCACAGGGAGAACAGAAUUUGCUUUCACAACUUGCCCUUCCUGUACUUUUACAGCUCCUUCUCAACAGUUUCCCAAAUCUCAUCUUAGAAAGCACUUCCUGAAUUAUUUAAAGAAACAUUUGGAAUCUGCCAAGUAUAUUUGUAAAAACGUGGAUACUGAUAUUUAACAGAUGGAAUGACUGGAAAAGGAAUGGAAGGGCCUUGUGUGGGCAUUGUGUGGAAUCAUUGACACCCGUGGUUGUUCUCUGCUGUACUGCAAGUUUGCACUUUCUUUAGCCUCAAAAUAUAGUUCCUAAUUUUAGAAAUUUAACUAUUUCCACUUCAGUUGGCAAAUUCAUAUAUAGAAUACAUGCUGAAGAGAACUUUGAGGUCAUGAAUACAACUUCCCUGCUUAUGUUUCAAGGAGUGAAGCCCAGCUCAGCAAAGCUAAUGGGAAGGGAGCAAGUCUGAGUCCAUCCUCCCCAGUCAUAGAGGGCACCAUGGCCAUGCAUGGUACUUCCUCUGCCAGUUUCUUUAUUUGAACAGGCGAGUCGGAUGUCAGCAUAUGUUGUCAUAGACGCUUGAUAAAUGCCAUUUUGGAUGGUCAAGUUAGAUGCUCUGUUUCAGAAAGAUAAGCCAGCAUUUAGUUUAAAAUCAUUUUCCUGGUUUGUAACUUCAUGCUACUAGUUAAAUUGCUAGUUUUCAUAACACUACAAUAUUAACUCUUCUUGUAGAAGUGUACUGAUUUAUUAUUUUUAUUCCAAGUCAGCAAAUGGAAACAUUGGCUGCAAUCUAAGUUUUACAUCCAUUACUGCUUGUUUGGUAAGCACCUGCAGUACUGUCGAGGGGCAACUGAGUAGCCUUGCCCCACGUUGAAGGUGAAGAUGGUUACAUCAUCACUGGCUUUUGCAUUUUGAGUUCUGUGCCACUCACAUUUGGCCAAACCAUUUUUCACUUAUUUUACUCAAAUUUGACAAGCUUACUGAGUGAUCUAAAAUGAUACUGAACCUAAAUCAAAGAAGGGAAUGUAAAAUGCUGUAGAUACUUCUAAGAAUUUGAAGUUGAGCACGAAUCUAAGACACAGAUUAUUUUUAUAUAGUUAAUUAAGAGUAUGUUAUGAAAUUGUUGGGCUUUUGGGCAUUGAGGGUGGGAAAUUUUAUGAAUCAUGCAUGCUUCAGAGAAACAACCAGGUUUUUCCAGAAUUAGCCUGGAUCAGUGCCUAAUAAAGCUGUUAUUAAUGCUCCACAAAUGAGUCUGGCUAACUGGACCAACUCUCAUAUUUACUCUUGUCUGGCUACAGAUAGCACUGUGCAUAGUAGCCCUGUCUGCCCAUGGUGUUGGGCUGUGGUAUAGUAUGUUGCAACAUACUAGAAUCCUAAUAAUUCUGUUGUAAUUAUGUACAGAAUCUAUGUAAUUUAUUGUUUCACAUAGAGAGGUUCUAGCAGUGGUCUAAUGGACAUUCCUGACAAUACAAUGGCUGGUAAGGGAAAAGAACUACCUAACUUCUAUCUUAAUGUAGUUUUAUAGAAAACAAAAAUUGUAAACUUUUUGUAUUGAAAGGUCAGUGGCAGUAAGACAAGAUGUCUUAUAAAUUAAAAUUGUAAGAAGUACAUUAAAAAUGUUUUAGAAUUAUUCUCUGGAAAUUCUGUAUAUCAUUCUAAAAUUUUUAUAUUAUAAUGUGAAUAAAAGUUAUUGACUUUGUAAUUCUG
Messenger RNA from Carlito syrichta (Philippine tarsier), 6655 nucleotides. RefSeq names its product disco interacting protein 2 homolog A (gene DIP2A). Gene Ontology annotation, cellular component: cell surface. Lineage: Eukaryota; Metazoa; Chordata; Mammalia; Primates; Tarsiidae. The transcript has 38 exons. The record is from RefSeq and is a predicted model, not a curated record. Bases 172 to 4884 code for a protein of 1570 amino acids.